Messenger RNA from Linnemannia hyalina, 2940 nucleotides. Lineage: Eukaryota; Fungi; Mortierellomycota; Mortierellomycetes; Mortierellales; Mortierellaceae. The record is from the annotation of a GenBank genome assembly.
AUGACAUGGUCUGCCGUUGUCGACUCUACAGACAGGAGCAAGGCGCGGAGACACAUGUUCCUCUGGUUCUUGAUCUUGGCCGGUCUCUCGGUUGAACCCAUUGCUGAUUCUAUCCUCUCUUCUCGAAUCCCGAUGUACGAGGGAAUAAAGAUCAUGUUCGCGGGAUGGCUAUUGCUGGCACAUUUCGACAUAUCACGACCAGAGAGUCAACCACCACGCCAGAACUACACUAUACCCGAGGACAGCCAUAAUCAUCCCUCACAACGAGCACAAUUGGAAACUCAACUCAAUCACCUCCAUCACUACCCCACAAUCAGCAGGCAGUCGUCGUAUAUAUCAGCAACAGAGCGGAUACCAGCAACCCCAGGACGUGGCCUCAAAGCCGACGGAGAAAGCGUCAGCAGCAGCACGAUGAUGAAGGCGACCAAUCUGGACUUUGGACGGUUCAAGCGGGAUUUGGAGAGGAGACGGUCGCAUUCUCGUACACAUUCGCAUGCCACAGAAGACGUUAUCCCAGCCAGGGUCAACUCUCGACUUGGUCAUGUAGAGCCUUCCCCCUCAGUACCGACGUUUCAUUCCAAGGAAGAGUCCAAGCACACGCCAACGUCAGCCUCAGUACCAGGGGCGGCGUCACUACAGCGAGGUCAUGGAUCCACAAUGUCCACUCCUACGACAGCAGCACAACAAAUGACACCAGUGCAGGAUCCAAAUGCGACUCAUUCGGGGAAACGUUCGUCACUUGGAGUGUUUUUGUUCGGGAGUGAGAAGUCCAGCCUCAAACGCCCUUCGUCAGCAAUGUUAGAAGACAGACCAUCUCCAUCCCUGCCCAGGAAUACGUCCAAUUUGUCGUCACGGUCGCAGCAGCCCAGGCCGAGCGCAUUACACCGCACACCGUCUGGUCAACGCUCGGGAGGCGAGCAUAGAGUCCGGAUCAAUGCAGAGUCGCCAGGAGGAAAGAACAAGCGUCAACGACAUUCGCCUGAUGACAGAGGCAUAUUUGCUGAAUCUAAAGAAGAUGAACGGCCUCGCACACGGCAGUCUAAGGAUUCUCAGAAUACCAACAGUGCCAAUACAGGAUCCAAACCCACCUUAACAUCUGCAUCAAUACCGACAACAGCCCCCAACGCCACUACAUCUUCAACAACCUUCUCUCGUCCCAAACCUCCAAGAAAGAAUCGCUCAGAAUCGCAACCCGAGACCACAGGAGCAGCAGCAGCAUCAAAGGAUCGCCGUCCACAGCGCCAGAGUCUUCCAGAAUCGACCAAUCGGGAUCUCUUUUCACCAUCUGCGACAGAGACAGCGGAGGAACCGCAGUUGGCGUCCGCAAGUUUUGAGUCGAGGAUGAAGAAUGUCAGGGCAUGGAUCAAAGGACGCAACCCCUCGAUGAUCUCGCCAACCUUGACAGCGACCUCUGAAGCGACAGCGACACACCCGCAGCUGAAGAGGCGGUCAUCGUCGCUUUUGCAGCAGGACGAGAAGCCGAAAUCGUCCGGCGGCAAGGGUGGCCUGGACGAUCUUCCAAAGAUCACCAAGCGCAAGGCGACCAGGCAACUCGCACCUGCGGCCAACACUAAGAGAUGGGCGGUGGAGGAUGACUUGGAGAGACCGUCGAAAUGGACUGUUGAGGAUGACGACAGGAUACAACGCCAAAACAACGACGGCGGCAGUAGAAGGAGGAGGAGUGGAGAGGGCACUAAGAGGGAGGCUAGUAGGUUAUACCCAGUCCUGACAGGUGACUCGGCAGCCCAUUCGACUGACCGCCAACGAGCUCGGGAUUUCAGUUUCUCUCAGCCCACGCCUGCCACCCGGCGGAGCAGUGCUACAAGGAUAUCAGACGAACGCAUCAGGCCGUCCUCGCUACCCACUAAUGUCGACUGGGACCGAUUCCAAAGGCUCAUCGGCACGGCACCCAAGCGAUCAUCGUCGUCAUCUACCUUGCUGAAUUCUACGGUACCCUCGAAGGCCUUCCACCGAAAGAGCUCUAUUGCCACCCUCGUCAACCACCAAGACGACAGCCCGACCGUUUCUCCGCUCAUAAAACUUCGACAGUCACAGUUGAGACAGCACCAAGAGGAAGACUUUUUUGGAGUCAAGCGGAGCGACAGCGAAGGGAGCAAGAACAAGUUUAACAGCACACUAGAUCUGUGGGAGCAAGAGGAUGACGAGACCUUGGCGCGGAAUGCAGCAAGGGAGGCUGAGGAGGUUGAGGCAAGAAGUCAAUUGCGGCUUUCGCAGGGACGGCGCGAUUCCUCCUCUUCUUCCCCGUCGCUGUUGUCGAGAUCUCCACCCAAGGAUGAGAGAGCAGUCUUCACAUUUUCGUCGCCGAGUCGUAUUUCGAGAACAGCCAUUUUGGCAACCGACCCCGGAUACGAGAUGGCGGCGCCAGCGCCCAGCCUAUUCCGGACAAUCCCGUUCAAUGGCGAAUCCUCUCGGCGGCCCGUCCCGGAUUUCCAGCCCAAGAAGUCGGCUUCUGCAGCUCGUCUGCAGGACACGAUCAAGUCCUCGUCACCUGCCCGUCGUACGUCUCACUUUGGUCAAGACAGUAGCAACCCAUUCUUGGAGAGGGGCACAAGUAGUGGUGGUGGUCGAUCGACCCCACCCCCGCCGCGGUUCAACUUUAACUUUGCAGGAGCCGCAUCUCUAGCCAAGAAGCGUGCUCAAUCCCACCAGUUGUCUCAUCAGGGCUCGAAAGCCAGUCCAGAAGAAGUCGCUGCUCGGAAGGAGAGGCAUCCAGGACUCUAUACACCAAGCAAAAAGAAGUCCACCACCACCUCCGCCACCGUUCCUAGUGGUGGUGGUGUUGGCACGAACUCGUCUGAGCAACAACUCUGGAGGCAGUCUCAAUUGAGUCGACCCUCGAGUUCUCCGUUCAAGCAUCCAUCAACACCUACUACCAUGGGCCGGUAUAUCGAGUUGUCAUCUCUUUCUGACGAUGACUAA